Molecule: messenger RNA, 2890 nt
Organism: Dermochelys coriacea (leatherback sea turtle)
Lineage: Eukaryota; Metazoa; Chordata; Testudines; Dermochelyidae
Gene: CCR7
Product: C-C motif chemokine receptor 7
Exons: 3
Coding region: 89-1267 (392 amino acids)
Biological process (GO): G protein-coupled receptor signaling pathway; immune response; inflammatory response
Cellular component (GO): membrane
Molecular function (GO): C-C motif chemokine 19 receptor activity; chemokine (C-C motif) ligand 21 binding; chemokine (C-C motif) ligand 19 binding
Source: RefSeq, a predicted model, not a curated record
UGCUUCUUAGUGAUAAGAGUAUAAAAGCCAGAGUUCCCCAAAUGGGGCCCUUGACAAGAAAUGCCACACUCUGACACCACACUGUUGUAUGUGGUUCUUUCACCCACCCUGCAAUUGUAAAGCCAGCACAAGGCAGACCAUGGACAGUGGUAAACAGGUGAAGGUGACGGUUGUUUUGAGUCUUCCCUUCAUUUUCCAGUUGUGCACAGGCAACAAUGUCACUGACUACUAUGACUCCAACAUCACUGUCGAUUACAACAUGUUCGAGAGUCUCUGUGAGAAGGCUGAGGUCCGGAGCUUCCGCGCUGCAUUCCUCCCAGCUAUGUACUCAUUCAUCUGCUUCAUUGGGCUCCUGGGGAAUGGGCUGGUGAUACUGACCUACAUCUACUUCAAGAGGCUCAAGACUAUGACCGACAUCUACCUGCUAAACCUGGCUUUAGCAGACAUCCUCUUCCUACUGACACUCCCCUUCUGGGCCACGAGUGCAGCCAAGUACUGGCUUUUUGGGGAGUUUGCCUGCAAAGCCGUCUACUGCAUCUGCAAGAUGAGCUUCUUCAGUGGGAUGCUGUUGCUCCUGGCCAUCAGCAUUGACAGGUACUUCUCCAUCGUCCAGGCCGCCUCCGCCCACCGUCUCCGCUCCCGCAUGAUCUUCAUAAGCAAGAUGACGUGCUUCUCCAUCUGGAUCCUGGCCUUUGUCCUCUCCAUCCCAGAACUGGUCCACAGUAGAGUGAACUCAUCCGAGACACCCCGCUGCUCCAUCAUUGCCACCACCGACUUGCACAAGUUCGACACCGGCAUCAAAGUGUCCCAGAUGGUCUUUGGCUUCCUAGUACCCCUGUUGGUCAUGUCCUUCUGCUACUUUGUCAUCGUCAAGACCUUGCUCCAGGCCCGUAACUUCGAAAAGAACAAGGCCAUCAAGGUCAUCAUCGCUGUGGUGAUAGUCUUCAUCGUCUUCCAGCUGCCUUACAAUGGCGUCAUGUUGGCCAAGACCAUCUCAGCUUUCAACAAUACUGACAGCCAGUGCGAGAAGAGUAAGCAGCUGGACGUGGCAGAUGACGUGACCUACACUCUGGCCUGCUUCCGCUGCUGCCUCAACCCCUUCCUCUAUGCCUUCAUUGGCGUCAAGUUCCGCAACGACCUCUUCAAGCUUCUCAAGGAGCUGGGUUGCCUGAGCCAGGAGCGGCUCUGGCAGCUGUCGUCCUGCAGGGAGAAUAGGCGGUUCUCCAUUGCUAUGGAGACAGAGACAACCACCACUUUCUCACCAUGAGGUGUGUUCUGUGCCUGCUUUGACUGGGCCAAGGUUGGUGUAUUCCUGCAUCUUGCAGCCAUCUUGAAUUACUGAUUUGAGCAGGUCCAACCUCACCUUAUCCAGAGAACUGUAUCCGUGCAGAACAAAAACUGUUAACUUCCCCACAUUUCAGGAAAUCCAGGUAGGUAUACAGUACUCCAUGUUGGAGAGACUCGGCUAAGGCUACAACAGAGUACUAAACUGGGGAGCAAUUAGACCUCAUGUUAAUUGUUCCAUUUCCCCUCAAAUCCAUUGGGCAUCAUUCCUCAUUGCUCCAAUAUAAAAACUUUUUUUUAUUUGUGUUACAGCUGAGCUCUCUGGAGCACCUCCUUGCUCUGAAUGCCACAUUUAACAAGACUGCAUUUUGCUCUUUCUUAUGCACACAAACUUUGUAGCAACGAGCAAGCUAGUAAGACAGAACGGGACCAAGCCGUGCCUUAAACUCCAAGCUCAGCACAAUACACGGUAUAAGCUAGCAUUGACUUCCGAUACUUGAUGAGGCUUCAGUUGCUUGAAUGAAUCAGUAUCUCUAGCAUAAAGAAAAGGAGUACUUGUGGCACCUUAGAGACUUUGAAUGCAUCCAAUGAAAUGAGCUGUAGCUCACGAAAGCUUAUGCUCAAAUAAAUUUGUUAGUCUCUAAGGUGCCACAAGUAUGCCUUUUCUUUUUGCAAAUACAGACUAACACGGCUGCUACUCUGAAACCUAUCUCUAGCAUGCAACUCCCAGUUCUCUUCUCCCCACUCCAAAAGUCAGAUUUGCAUAAUUAACCCUAAAACUACAGAUUUUUAAAAUGCAUAAGUUUGAGAACAGUCAAUGUUAAUGCAAAAAUCUCGAAAGUUUGCAGGGGGGAAAAAAUGGCUUUCAAUUCACUUUGCUUGUGCUGAGAUUUUGGGUUUCACUUGUAAAGUUCCAGAUGGUUUAGGGCUUGUGCGUCAUUGGAGGCAGCCUCUUCGCUAUGGCAGUGAAUUAAGCUAAACUGCACCGCGGCCACUUCAGUACUGAAUGAGAGGGUUUGUCUACAAGGGGACACUCCAGAUAAAUAAUCCAAAUUAACUAACGGUGUGAAUUUAAAGUGGUUUAGUUAAACCACAUUAAACCCCUAUGUGGACACUUCCGAAUUGAAAUAGCCUUAAUUUGAUUUAAUUCGUUAAUGCACUUUAACUAAUGUGCUUCAAAUUCACACCUUUAGUUAAUUUGGAUUUACUUUCCUGAGCGUCCCUGCAUAGACAAGCCCUCGGUGUUUGUAAACUACCAGUUGAAAAUAUCUGGGGCUCUAUUGCAUGAUCCUGAAAAUGGGGCCAGAGUACUCUGGCCCCAAUCUAGCAUGAUACUUAAGAUUAUACUUAAUUUUAAACAGCCGGACAGUCCCCAGCCCCUGCCACCCCAAUGAAGUCAAAUGGGAUUACUCGCAUGCCUGACUUUAAGCAUAUGUGUAAUAAGCAAUUUGCUGGUCUGGGUGCCUAGCAGGAAUGAGUCCAGGGCCCCUAUAGCUAUAUAAUUAUAUAUUUCUCAGUGGAGGGUUCUCCUCUGAAUUUGUUUCUGCCUUAAUUUGACCACUCAUGUAUGCCAAUCUUUGGGAGUCUGUCAUAAGGCUGCUCAGGC